Hirundo rustica (Barn swallow) is the source of this 1024-nucleotide messenger RNA. RefSeq names its product COMM domain containing 8 (gene COMMD8). The transcript is spliced from 5 exons. The coding region runs from base 32 to 562 and encodes 176 amino acids. Lineage: Eukaryota; Metazoa; Chordata; Aves; Passeriformes; Hirundinidae. The record is from RefSeq and is a predicted model, not a curated record.
UGCGCAUGCGCACCGCCGGCGGGGCCUGGAGAUGGCGCGGCUCCUGGAGAAGCUGCCGCCGGGACGGGCGCUCGAGUUCCUUCAUAAGAUAGUUGAUGGCAUCUGUGGCCGGGCGUAUCCUCGAUACCAGGAUUAUGGCAAUGUUUGGAGCUUGUCGGAAUGGAUGGAGGUUUUAGAAGAAACUAUGACAUAUUUCAAAACUGCAGUUGGCAAAAAUAUGUCUGAUGAAGAGGCUGCUCAGCAGAUAAUUGAGCUAAAUUCAGACCUCCAAGAAGCAAUCACAAAAUGUCUGAAAGGUAGAAAGGAAGAAAUCAGGAGUGCCCUAGUAGAAAGUGUACAUGCAAUCUCUUCUGCCCAGCUGCAGGAUUUUGACUGGCAGUUAAAGCUUGCUCUCUCUAGUGAUAAGAUCUCCAUGCUUCAAAUGCCACUCCUCAAUCUUGAUUUGGAUGUGAGAGAAAAUGGUGAAGUUAAGCCAAUUUCUAUAGAGAUGAAUAAGGAAGAGUUGCAAAACCUAAUAAAUGCACUGGAAGCUGCCAAUAAGGUUGUCCUACAACUGAAAUGAUGGAAUUCAGAUCAGCAGUAUCUGCUGGUGAUGGCUCUCUUAAUGAUUUGGGGAGAAAAUGUGUUUACUGCAAAGCGAAAAGUUUUUGGUGCUGUAAAGUACUGAAGUCAGAAGACUGUUAUGACUUGUGACCGAAUGAACGACUAAUACUUCCAUAAAAAUUAUAACUCCUUGUAUCUAUUUGACCAAAAAUAUGUAAAUCUCAUCUACAGUUGCUUUUAGUACUAAAGGUUUAUAAGUGUUUGGAAGAGAAUCACAACAUGUGCCAUCUUUGUUUUGGUAAAACUUAGGCAGUGACUGCACAGGUGCCUGGUAAAACUAAGGCACCUUACUUGGAUUUUAUGUUAACUUAUGAGCAUGUGAUAACAUCACGUGCUCAAAAAGAACAUGAGAGAGUAUUUGUAGCAUUAAUGUAUUUAUACUUGUAAAUAUGGUAAAUAAACACCUGACUUUGUGUGUGAA